This is a messenger RNA of Tigriopus californicus, 4088 nucleotides long. Its product is annotated as tribbles homolog 2-like. Bases 1088 to 2665 code for a protein of 525 amino acids. Gene Ontology annotation, cellular component: nucleus. The transcript is spliced from 4 exons. Gene Ontology annotation, molecular function: protein kinase activity; ATP binding; mitogen-activated protein kinase kinase binding. Gene Ontology annotation, biological process: protein phosphorylation; regulation of MAP kinase activity; positive regulation of proteasomal ubiquitin-dependent protein catabolic process. NCBI's taxonomy places the organism in Eukaryota, Metazoa, Arthropoda, Copepoda, Harpacticoida, Harpacticidae. The record is from RefSeq and is a predicted model, not a curated record.
GUCCGUUGGAUUGGACAGGAGUGCUAGAUUGGACUCGGAUGUCGUGGCGGUGGACUGGUGGUCGGGUGGUCGGGUGGUGCUCUAACUCUUGAUGGGCCUGCCAAGCGGAUGAGGUGGAGCGCGGGUGCUCGCGAAUCAUGUUGAUCCCACAGCUCGGAGUUCAGUCUGGCUAGGACGGGCCACGAGUCUCGAGGGUCGAUAAAGGCCAGGCAGUGACUCAGCUGAUCAACAACGCCUCAACUUGGACGUAAAACUCGAGCGAGGCCACAUCGGUGAAAACAGAGAAAAGGCCGAGAGAGACUACUGACUAGGCGCCGACUUACCACCACCAUCUUCAGUACAGCCAUAUCAACCCACCUCCUGGAUUGUUAAGAAGGCCGAGUCCGCUGGGACUGGUGAGUGUGGAGUGAAAAGGCCACCCGCCUAGAAAGUCCGAUCGACCUGAUUGGAAGACAUUCCGCGAGCGGUGGUAUACCAGAAAUAAGGCUGGGUUGGGGGUUGUGUUCUCGGUUCUCUGUUCUCUGUUCUCGACAAGGAGGAGGAGGAGGAGGAGGAGUAGGAGGCGUGAGUGAGUUAGCGAGCGAGUGAGUGAAUGAGUGAGUGUGGUCGCUUGGUUGGGUCUCCAGUGAGUUUUGUCCAUGGGAAAGGGUCGUCGUUGUCUGUCUCGUGAUAAGUGAAGUGAGGCUUUAAAGGCUGGUGUCGAUCGACCAAGUCCAUCCAUACAUCCCUGCCUCAUUUCUUGACUACUCGCUUUGUUUCGGACCCACCCGCCCCCCGCCCCCUCCCUCGAUUGGGCCCAUUUAAACGCUGUUCACAACGGGAUCGUGCUUGUGGUAUUGUGGGGUGUUUGCACUCUCCGAGCGAGGAGUUGGAAAGGCUGUAUCAGUUGGGUCCGCCCACAGCGCGAGUCGUGUGAGUUACCAGCGAACACCAUUGAUCUCCCUUCCUAAUGAAAAAAGAAGCAUUGAAGAGCGAUUCAUCGUGGUAGUGAGUGAGGGGGCGUUUACCCAAUCCCUCUGGUGAUUCACGGGAGGAUAGUGGACGGUCAAUAUUUCUUUGCCAAGUUUUGCCACGGUGGUGCCCCAACAUGGCCACCGCGUCCAAUUCGGGCUCGUCGAGGCCUCUCAAUAUGUGUGCCGGUGACCCCUCGUCAUCGUUCUUGGGGCUCAUGCUCACCUCCUCGGUUGGGACUGUUCCCUCGGCAGCCGCCUUACAGCAUGCCUUGAGUAAGGUUCCACUGAGCUCCCCUCCCCCUUUAUCGGAAAUGGACUCUUCACCCGCUUCACCGGCCUCUCCAGCUGAGGUGCGGUCUCCUUCUCCCCCUCCAAUUGUGGCCACACCUCUAGUGUCACCCACGUGCACUUUUACCUCAUCCACGUCAGUCUCGCCGAUUCCUCCCCCUUCCUCUCAAGUGUUGAGCUUGGUGACUGGUGACACGACGAUACCCUCCAAUGUGGGAUCCACAAUCUUUCGACCUCAUCCAUCGUCGCCCAUUUGUUACUCCACGUCUGUGAAUCCACAGGCGUUACCUCUAUCUCAAUUGGGUGCAGUGAGUGGAAAUCGUGGAGUGAAGGUGUUGGGAAACUACCUGCUAGUGGAAAAAGAAGAGGGUAGCAGUUUUUACCGUUGCAUCAAUAUUCAUACCAAUGAAGAAUUUGUGUGUCGGUCUGUCAAAAAUGAUCCUCAUCAUCGUUCUUUGGUGGCGGCUCACUACCGGGUAGAUGGUCACCCCAACAUCAACCCGGUCCGUGAGGUCAUCCUUGGAGGUGACCACACGUAUCUUAUAUUUCCCCCCAGUACGACUGACCUCCACUCCUAUGUGCGGACAAAGCGGAGGCUGAAGGAGCCACAAGCAAGGGCAUUGUUCAAACAGAUUGUGGCUGCAGUGCAUCAGGCGCACUCCAAGGGCAUAGUUCUCAGAGAUCUCAAACUCAGAAAGUUUGUCUUCACAUCAGAAUCCAGACUUGAUCUGAAACUGGAAUCUUUGGAAGAUGCGGUGGUCCUGGAAGACCAUGCGGAUGACUUCCUUUCGGAUAAGCACGGGUGUCCCGCCUAUGUAAGUCCAGAGAUUCUACGCUGUAAUACCCGAUAUUCGGGUAGAGCCGCAGAUAUGUGGGGUCUCGGAGUCAUGCUUUACACCAUGUUGGUGGGCAGGUACCCGUUUCAUGGUCAAGAGCAUUCUGGACUUUUCGCCAAGAUCCGCCGCGGUCUCUUCAGUCUUCCCGAUAGUCUUUCCUCUCGAGCGAAAUGCCUCAUCCGAUGUCUGUUACGAAAAGAUCCAACCGAAAGAUUAACCACGGAGGAUGUGCUUCUCCAUCCUUGGCUCACUCAACUCAGUAGCCGGGAAAAAGGCACAUCCCGGCGGUCCAGCCAAGAUCUCUUGGACCAAUCCGUACCUCAAUGUUUGCAGCCAAAUGUGGCACCUAAACGGGUCAGAGGGACCAAACGUCCAUUUGACGCAGUUUCAGGGGUGUUGGGAAGCGGGGUCGAAAUUCGCAGUGCCGGCGCAGUUCAUGGAACAACCAGUGCAGACACCAGUGGAGCUCUACUAGCGGCGACAACACCGCUGCCACCACCACCACCGACAACAACAACAUCAACAACAACAACAAUUAAUGGUGGAAAUUCGACGGGCGGCGAUACAAAUUCCGAGAUCAAUAUUUAAUAGUGGCAUCCAACUCGAAAUCCAAAUGAUGAUCAAAGUGCAGAAAAUGCAACAACAUUAUCUCUCUCUCCGCUCCUUCUCAAACAUAUACACUCACACGGACAGACUUACUCUUAGUCAUUCAUUCAUUCAUUCAUGCAUAUAUAACCACACACACACUGAACGAGUUCGGUCAAAAUAGGGCUACUUGUGAGCCUGGAUCAGAUCAUGAGUAUUCAGUGACUCAAACGAACAAUAAUUCACACUUCCUUCCCCUUGUACCAAACCAGCCGUGGUUCAUUCACAUUGAUGUCGUUUUCGUCCCCUCGCCCCAUCCUAAUUCUUUUAUUCUACGAUUGCUAUCAAGAUACAUUCAGUUAACCCGAUCCCUCUUCUUCCUGAAGGACCCAUCACACCAAACGAAACGUAACAACACCGUCUAAGGCUACCUUACAAUAGUUACCACAACUCAAAAGUCUGGCCAACGAAAUCAAACCAAUGCCAAGGAUCCCUUUGAGACGACAUCUUAGCACGAGCAAUGGAUUUUGACCCACUGAACUUGCUGUAAUUAGCAGGCCAUGGAAAGUAAAAUCUUCAUCUUUCCUCUUUAUUCAUGCCCUCCUCGUGGCACGUACUAUUGUCUUAGCCGAAUUGAUCAAGCGAUUCUCAUUUCUUUCAAAUGCAGGAAGUUACCCAAUAAUCUCAAAGCUCCACGAUCGGAAAACAAUGUCUGAAGCGCCCUCGAUUGGGUCCUAAUUCGCACAAAGUACAUUCCUCGUGUUUUCGAAAGGCAUGUCAUUCGUACGACCGAAUUUUCCAUCGGUGUCCUACGGUUUAUCUAACCCCUUCAUUCUCUUCCCCCGCUCGUUAUCCACAGGCUAAAUUCGACCCCUUUUCCAAUCAAUUGUCCCGCGUUUCAUGAACCAUAAUAACUCCAAUAUUUUCUCUGAUCCCACGUUUGUUCCCAAGUUCAAUUUAAAUCUGUGAUAUUGUCUUCUUUUCUUGCCCGGUCUGACCUUGCAACGGGUGGCUUGGGUAAUCCCGUUAGCUCUAAUCCCCCUGGCGAGCCUUUUUCUGACCUUUCGAAAAUCCCAAGCCUAUCAUCAACCCUUUUUUGACCUUUCUUCCAAUCAUAAGCCUCCCAGUCCCGUCUCCAGUCUGUCUUCGCCGUUUCAUUUCAUUUGGACAUUAUUAUCACUAUUCCUAUCAACAUCAACAUCAAUAUUAUAAUCAUCAUUUCUGUUAUUUUUUGUCUUGGCGCGAUGUGUUUCAGUUUUCGUUUACCUUAGUUAGGAAACAAGUGGUAAAACAUUCGAUUUGACGUCUUCCUAGUGUAGAAAUCAAUGCCAAGGUUUUGCCAUUCGAUGGAAACUAUGCCUCCUCGUCAAAGUAAAAGUCCACAAAACUGAUCUUGUAUGAAAUAAAAACACAAAAUCGAAACUAA